This is a messenger RNA of Agelaius phoeniceus (red-winged blackbird), 1189 nucleotides long. NCBI's taxonomy places the organism in Eukaryota, Metazoa, Chordata, Aves, Passeriformes, Icteridae. The record is from RefSeq and is a predicted model, not a curated record.
AUGAGUGCAAACAGCCCCUCCUGGGACCAGGCUGUUCUCCAGCCUCCGGUGUGUGAUGCUUGGAAGGAGAUUACGGAGGAAGCAGCCUACCAGCUGGCCAGCUGCAUUGUCCUCCUGGGUUACAUGGGGGGAAGUGGCAUCUUUGGGUCCCUCUAUAUCUUUGGCCUCCUGGCCCCAGGCUACUUCUGCUAUGCUCUGUGGGGCUGGUUGAGUGCUUGUGGGCUGGACAUCUUCAUCUGGAACAUGCUGCUGGUCCUCGCCUGCUUGCUUCAGCUGGCUCACCUGGCUUACCGGCUCCGCAGAAACACCAUCCCAGAAGAGUUUGACCUCCUCUACAAGACCAUGUACCUGCCCUUGCAGGUGCCCCUGGAAGUCUACAAAGAAAUUGUGAAGUGCUGUGAGGAGCAGGUGCAAUCGCUAGUCAGAGACCAGAAUUAUGCGGUGGAGGGCAAGACGCCCAUUGACCGCCUCUCGCUGCUGCUGUCUGGCAGGAUCCGAGUGUGCCAGGAUGGACAAUUCCUUCACUAUGUCUUUCCAUACCAGUUCCUGGACUCUCCAGAAUGGGAGUCGCUGCGACCUUCUGAGGAAGGAACUUUCCAGGUCACGCUGACAGCCGAGACUGACUGCAGCUACAUCACCUGGCCGAGGAAGAAGCUGUAUCUCCUCCUGAGGAAGGACCGCUACAUCGCCCGCCUCUUCUCCUCCCACCUGGGCUAUGACAUCUCGGAGAAGCUCUACUCCCUCAACGAGAAGCUCUUCGCCAAGUUUGGCCUUCGCUUCGACAUCCGCCUGCCCAGCCUCUACCACGUCCUUGGGCCAGCCUCCUCGGAGGGCGAGUCAGAGGACUGUGAGGAGCUGCUGCCGGGCCCUGGCCAGGCCAGCGUCUCCGAGCCGCCGCCGCAGCCGCCGCCGCCACCGCCGGCCCCGCGCCCCCGGGCGUCCCGGCCCGACAGUGAUCUGCUGGGUGAGGACUCCACCAGUCUUGUCUUGGAAGAUUUUGCUGAGUUGCCGGGGUCUUUUAUGGACUAUGUGAGCGAAGGGGAGUAUAUGAACUCUCACCCUCUCUGCAAAGGACGAGCCCCUCUGGCUCCCACCCAGACCCCUGAACUCUAGGGAACAACAGGCUGCUUUCAUCCCGAAGCCCCUCCAAGGGAGCAGAUGCUCACACAGGUUUUUGACCAGAGACACU